Messenger RNA from Colletotrichum navitas, 1822 nucleotides. Its product is annotated as vera protein. Lineage: Eukaryota; Fungi; Ascomycota; Sordariomycetes; Glomerellales; Glomerellaceae. Gene Ontology annotation, molecular function: monooxygenase activity; iron ion binding; oxidoreductase activity, acting on paired donors, with incorporation or reduction of molecular oxygen. The transcript has 4 exons. The record is from RefSeq and is a predicted model, not a curated record. The coding region runs from base 1 to 1680 and encodes 559 amino acids.
AUGCCGUUGCCAACCUUUGUAGUAGUCCUUAUACAAGGCGCUCUAAGUAUUUUAUUACUGAAGCUUAUAUGGAAAGCAUAUAAGAUCCGCAGAAAGUUUAAAGAGGUUAAAUCUCAAGGCAUUCCUAUGCUUCCUCACUCUUGGAUAACCGGCCAUCUCGGUGUAAUGUCCGAAUUCCGAAAGAAUUAUCCUGGAGAUAUUAAUAUCGGCAAUUUUCACCCAUGGAUUAUUAAUAACUAUCAAAAGUAUUUUCCAGAUAUAGACCAUUGUCCCCCAGUCAUAUAUCUUGACUUGUGGCCCGUUCUGAAAGCGCCUAUUGUGGUGGCUUAUAAUAGGACAGUUGCAGCGCAGUUUACCCAGAUCAACAACCUUGACAAACAUCAAAUAUCUCUCGAUUUUAUGAAUCCUUUGACCAAAGGCAAGGAUCUGGCCACUCUCCAAAGCAACGAAUGGAAAAAAUGGCGUGGGUGGUUCAAUCCAGGGUUCAGCUCUAGAAACGUGUCGACAAUGGUGCCAGAGCUUAUUGAAGAGAUCCAAGUCUUUUCCAAAAACUUGGAAGAAAGAGCUGGACCAAACGGCACUUGGGGCCCCAUGUUUCAGUUGCGAAACGCUACUACAGCCCUUACCUUUGAUAUCAUUGUUCGUGCAGUCUUGGAUGAACGCUUGCACGAGCAGACGAGCCCCACGGGUGGGCCUCUCAGAUUGGCCUUGGCAGACCAGCUCAGACUGAUGGGAAUUCGACAAGCCUUCAGCCUCGGUUACUUGCUGCCUUGGCAAAACAAAGCCGUUGACCGAAACAACCAAAUUGCUUACGAACAGCUGUAUCCCAACAUUGUUCGCUCCCUCCAAUCAGGAUUUAAACGCUCAAAGAAGAAGACAGUACUGAAUCUUGCCCUUAUGCAUCUUGCCGAGGAAGCAGGCGGUCACAUUCUUGACCCAGCUACAGAUCCCGAAAUGAUGGAAACCAUCAUGAGCAACCUCAAGACGUUUCUUGUUGCUGGUCAUGAGACGACAGCGAGCGCAUUAUGUUUCAUGUUCAAAGUCCUCCAAGACAACCCAGUCUGUAUGGAAAGGCUCCGUGCAGAGCAUGACGAGGUUCUAGGUCCAGACCCGGACCAGGCGGCUGAGAUGCUCGGUAACUCUCCCCAGUUGCUCAACUCAUUGAGGUACACCCACGCAGUGAUCAAAGAGACGCUUCGCAUGUAUCAGAUGGCGUCCACAAUGCGUGGGGGACAAGCAGGAUUCUACCUGAGUGAUCCCUCGUCUGGGAAGCAAUAUCCAACCGAAGGGUUUCUGGUUUGGGAUGGUGGACCGGGUAUGCAACACGACCCUUCACUGUGGCCGAAUGUAGAAAAGUUCAUGCCGGAUCGCUGGCUUGUACCGGCAGAUGACCCACUCCAUCCCAUAAAAGAUACGUGGCGUGCAUUUGCUAGGGGCCCUAGAGACUGCAUCGGUCAGGAGAUUGCGUUGGUUGAAAUAAAGCUGGUCUCAGCCCUCAUAAUGCGCAAGUUCGACGUCGAGGAGGCUUGGGACGAUUGGGAUAUUGCCCAAGGAAACAAAGGCCGGAAGGAUAUGGUGAGGGGACAGCGACUGUAUGUUGCUGGUGACGGUAUUGGGCAUCCGAAAGACGGCAUGCCGGUUCAUGUUCGGCUGAGAGAGGUGAUGAGAGAGAGUAAAUAAGACGGCCGGGAGGCGGUAUCUUAGAUCCCAGAUGGCUCUGGAAGUUGGAAAUCUCCAAUUUUCCACGGAAUCUGCCUCGUGAUGAAUGGAACGGGGGAAAUUAUCAGGUAGUAGUGUGUGUGAUUUGCAGGCGAGAACGGGC